Messenger RNA from Tripterygium wilfordii, 401 nucleotides. RefSeq lists its product as uncharacterized. The record is from RefSeq and is a predicted model, not a curated record. The coding region runs from base 1 to 246 and encodes 81 amino acids. The transcript has a single exon. NCBI's taxonomy places the organism in Eukaryota, Viridiplantae, Streptophyta, Magnoliopsida, Celastrales, Celastraceae.
AUGUCAGGGGCACAGGGAGCACUGCCGCCGGAGUGCAAGACGGCAACGACGUACGAGUCAGUGGCAGGAGGAGAGAACAGGACCAAGACGGACAUCAGGUCAAAGGUAGACCAGGGUCCCAUCCAGAUUGACAAACAACAGGACAAAGUCAAGGAUGCUGCUUCAGGCCAAGGUGGCCCUGUUUUUGGUGCUGGUAAAGAUGAUAACAAGCAAGACUUGGGCGUCACCGGCACUGGCACUGGCUAAUCAUCUUCUUUACAAUUUACAUCAUCAAACUCUAGUCUAUGAGAAAAUUAAUGAAAAUCAACUACUUGUAUAUUAGACGAGAGGAUUUGAAUAUCAACUUCUCAUGCGUGUGUACAGCUAGCUAGAUUUAAUUUGAAUAACAUUUUCUCGUCUAA